AUGUUGUUGUGCAAUGCCGACUUUUACGAUUAUUUGGAGCGAUCCGUCUACAUUGCCGGCAUUGCAGCCUUGGCGCUGAACGGAUUGGUUUUGGCGGCAUGUCUGCGUCAUAACGCCGAGCAAAGGCUCUUCAAGUAUUUCAUAGGCAUCCAUACGAUUAUCAACAUGUUCUACACAAUUGGACGUGUUGCUUUUAAGUUUGUGAGUUUCCACAGGGUGUUAGCACUUGGUAAAAUCCAUUUGAUUAGACUUGUUUGGUCUCAGAAAUUCAUAGGAGCCGUUGACAAAUCCCACGUAAACUGUGAUUUGUUCAACAUGCCAAUAUAAGACCAUAACAAGGGGUAUGAUAUCGCUAUCUCUCUACAGUGACGGACCUAAUCCACUGGCAAAAAACGUACCUUUUUGCAUCCGGGAAGUAUCAAAAAAUGUUGCAAAAUGCCUCCCUCUCCAAAUAUUUUUAUCGGAAUUAUUUUAUUUCUUUUGUGAAUUUUGACACUUCGUUUGGACGAAAUUCAAAAGUGGGCGGGAGGCAUUUUUGUUCUAUUUUGGGUUGCCAUGCAUCCUUUUGAAGGUCUGUCCCUCACAAAAAAGAGCGGGCGCCGUUUUGAAACCCGUGUUUUUUCGCUUGGGGAGGGAGGUAUUUUGCCACAUUUUAGAUACUUCCCGGAUGCUAAAUGGUACGUUUUUUGCCACUGGAUCAGAUCCCCCCAUUGUAAAUGAUGGUACUCGAGCCCUACUGUACUAAAAAUACCAUCAUGCUUACUAAACUAUACCAUGGUAAUUUUAAAAAAAAUCAAAGUGUUUAGCCAAACUAAAUAUUUACAUUAAGACUAGCAGCAAUGGCCAGAAGUAUGUGUACUACCUUACCCAUGCAUUCUAUCUCGCUCAGGCUUCGGAAUCGACCUUGAAAAUAACUUUCUUUAUUGAAAUAUUCGCUCAAUACCUCUAUCUGGCUGUCUUUCCGACCCAAUCCUUUUGUCGCUACAAAAUUUUGGUAUCUCAAAGUGAAAGUGUUCGCUUCAAGACUUCGAUUGGAAUCUUGAUUGGGCUUUUCUACAGUCUUUGGGAUUCUGGAAGCGUUGUGUAUUUAAUGGAGCUAAAGAACAAGAAAUCUGAUGCUGAAUUGCUGGAAAUGAAGUGUGAUCCAAAUGUUCUAAGUAAUCAUCUGGUAUAUGACAGGGUGGGUAAAUUCCAAUGCCCUAAAGUUUUAUCCCAACCCCCUUUAGACAGCACAGUACGCGACAAUCUACGCAAACCUCCAUCGAUCUUUUAUCGUUAUGGCAUUUAUCAUUGUUGUGUAUUAUUCAGUGAAGACGCAUGCAUAUGUAAACAAGAAGUCGCUGAUGAUGUCAAGAAAGACCGUUGUGAUGAACAGACGGCUCAAUCAUAUGAUACUGCUUCAGGUAAGCAUUUUCAUUUGUGGCUGGCCAAAAAGUUGUAAAGGAUUGUCAAGGGUGCUAGGAAUUGUAUGUGGAACUGCCUUAACUUAGCGCACAAUGGAUCCUAGGAUAGCUUAUUAUCUAUUUUUGAGGUAUUUUACGUGUACUUACAUCAAUAAUAUCUAGAUAAAAGUUAUGGGUCUUCGUUUUUUGCUGCAAGGUUUGGUCUUUUAUAUGUUACAAUAACUCGGGGUAAAGGAAACUAACGUUAGUAAUACAUAGCUAAAAUUAAAAGAGGUGAGUUAUAUUUCAAGCCUUUGCCAAGUCUCCGCCGAGCCUUCGCCGAGCGUCCGCCGACCAUCCAACGGCUUGUAAGACCUUUUAAAUAUUUUUUGGUAGACCGCUUCGGCUAGGACCGAUCAAAAAAAUAGGGAAUUUUCAACCGUUGCAUCAGCCCUAACUAUUCAUGAACACUGCCAUUUUAGCUGUCAAUUCCAUUCAUCCUAAACGUCGGCCCAAUGUUGGCUUUCAUUUUCUCACGAUCAGUCGCUGGAAAGACCGGCGAGACGAUUGCUUUGGGAAGAGCAUUUGGCUUAGGAAUAUUGCCAUUAUUUGAUGGAUUUGUGAUCAUUUUCAUCUUCCCUUCGAUUCGACGACACAUUAUGAGGAUUGUCUGUGUUUCGAGGGAUCAAAGGAGUUCUAUCACAAUGGCGACCUCAAAUAUUACAUAA
Molecule: messenger RNA, 2110 nt
Organism: Bursaphelenchus xylophilus (pine wood nematode)
Lineage: Eukaryota; Metazoa; Nematoda; Chromadorea; Rhabditida; Aphelenchoididae
Source: the annotation of a GenBank genome assembly